GCCGCUGAUCGAGCUCUCCAAUCCUGGGGCCAGCGGCUCCCUCUUCUACGUCACCAGCGACGAUGAGUUCAUCAUCAAAACUGUGAUGCACAAAGAGGCAGAAUUCCUCCAGAAACUUCUUCCGGGUUAUUAUAUGAACCUGAACCAGAAUCCACGGACGUUGCUGCCCAAGUUCUACGGUCUCUACUGCGUCCAAUCCGGGGGCAAAAACAUCCGUGUGGUGGUGAUGAAUAACAUCCUUCCCCGGGUGGUGAAGAUGCACCUGAAAUACGACCUCAAAGGCUCCACCUACAAACGCCGGGCGUCCAAGAAAGAGAAGGAGAAGUCAAGCCCCACCUACAAAGAUUUGGACUUCAUGCAGGAUAUGCCCGAGGGCAUCAUGCUGGACACGGACACAUUCAACGCUGUGGUGAAGACACUGCAGAGGGACUGCUUGGUGCUGGAGAGUUUCAAAAUCAUGGACUAUAGCCUGCUCCUUGGGGUGCACAACAUAGACCAGCUGGAACGGGAACGACAGGUUGACGGUGCCCAGAGCAUGUCGGAUGAGAAACGCCCCGUGGGGCAGAAGGCUCUGUAUUCCACCGCCAUGGAGUCGAUCCAGGGAGGGGCUGCUCGAGGGGAACCCAUUGACACGGAUGACACAAUGGGGGGUAUUCCAGCAGUGAAUGGCAAAGGAGAGCGUCUGCUGCUGCAUGUUGGGAUCAUCGAUAUCCUCCAGUCCUACAGGUUAAUCAAGAAACUGGAGCAUACGUGGAAAGCUCUCGUCCAUGACGGGGACACGGUGUCAGUCCACAGGCCCAGCUUCUACGCAGAAAGGUUCUUCAAGUUUAUGACCAAUACAGUGUUCAGGAAAAGCUCUUCCCUGAAAGCAUCUCCCUCAAAGAAAGGACGGAGUGCCUUGUUAGCCGUUAAGCCAUCCGGCCCAAUGGCUGCGUUCUCUGCCAGCCAGAUUCCUUCGGAGAAGGACGAAGUGCAGUAUGACCUCCGGGGAGCCAGGAGUUACCCCACCUUAGAUGACGAAGGUGCUAAAGUUAACCACGACAGGGGGGAAGGCCGGCCUGAUCUUCUUCCCUGCACCCCUCCCUCUUUCGAAGAAGCAACCACCGCCUCUAUAGCCACCACACUCUCUUCCACAUCUCUCUCCGUGCCGGAAAGGUCUCCUUCUGAAUCCUCCGAGCAGCCCAGAUACAGGCGGCGUACACAGUCCUCAGGACAAGAAGGAAGGAUUCGCGAACAGACCCGAGCGGAAGAUGACCUCCAGCAGAUCACUGUGGAGCUCAAACCGAAGUGUGAUAUUGAGAUUGUGGUGCCUGAUGUGGCUGCUGCAGGAGAGGCAGCGUCCUUAGCGUGUGCCACCAUGCUGUCGGCAGCAGCGGCAGUGGAGGUUGAGACAGCAAGCCAGGCCUCUGAACCUGCCAGCCAAGCUUCGGAUGAAGAGGAGCUCCCGAUCCCGGAUAUCUAUUUUUAACUCCUAUGCAAACUCCUCGAGAGAAACGUUCCUCCUGACGCCGUUUGCGGCAUUCCCUUUCGAUGUUCCUUGCAGCUUUUCGGAGGGAAGGCGUGGAAGAAUGUCGUGCAUCAGCGUCGGCUGUGCUUCAGCAUCCCAGCGUUACCCGGAAGGACAAAGACAAACUGCCCCGAGUCCCAUCUCCUUCCUCCCACCAUCCUUUCUCCAAAACGUGUAUAUUAAUACCUCUCCAAGCAGCUACCCACAAAACUGAUCUUGGCCCCAGAGACAUCAGAGGUCGGAAGGAAUUUGAUCCUGGGUCACCACCUCUCUCUCUCUCUCUCUCUCUAUUUAUUCCCAAAGUGCACUACUGUAGCUCUCUUAUCUGUAUGUGAUACUGUGAACAUUUUUUUUAAAAAAAAAUCAUGUAUUU
Molecule: messenger RNA, 1880 nt
Organism: Thamnophis sirtalis
Lineage: Eukaryota; Metazoa; Chordata; Lepidosauria; Squamata; Natricidae
Source: RefSeq, a predicted model, not a curated record